Molecule: messenger RNA, 3462 nt
Organism: Myotis daubentonii (Daubenton's bat)
Lineage: Eukaryota; Metazoa; Chordata; Mammalia; Chiroptera; Vespertilionidae
Gene: UBA7
Product: ubiquitin like modifier activating enzyme 7
Biological process (GO): protein sumoylation
Cellular component (GO): SUMO activating enzyme complex; cytoplasm
Molecular function (GO): SUMO activating enzyme activity
Source: RefSeq, a predicted model, not a curated record
CAGGACCAGGAACCAGACCAGCCUCCAGUUUCACUUUCAUUUUCGCUUUCCCUGUAAUGACAGAGGAGCGAGGAAAGCUGUGCCCAGCAGGUUCUGGCACUGCCUGAGCCUCAGCACCUGCUGCACAGGCCCCAGCCGGGCACCGGCCUCUCCUGGCACCUGUGGGCAGGGCAGCUGCCAUCGGGAUGGAUGUCCCCGACGCCUCCAAGCUGCUGGAUGAGGAGCUGUACUCCCGGCAGCUGUAUGUGCUGGGCCUGCCGGCCAUGCGGAGGCUGCAGGAGGGUAAGGUCCUGCUGUCCGGCCUGCAGGGCCUGGGCGCCGAGGUGGCCAAGAACCUGGUCCUGAUGGGCGUGGGCAGCCUCACUCUGCACGACCCGCAGCCCACCUGCUGGGCGGACCUGGCUGCCCAGUUCUUCCUCUCGGAGCGGGACUUGGCAAGGGGCAGGGCUGAGGCAUCUCAAGAGCGAGUGGCCAAGCUCAACGGAGCCGUGCAGGUCUGCGUCCACACAGGCGACAUCACCGAGGACCUGCUGCGGGACUUCCAGGUGGUGGUGCUGACGGCCUCUGACCUAGAGGAGCAGCUGGCGGUGGGCCGCUGGUGCCGCAAGCACGGAGUCUGCUUUCUGGUGGCCGACACCCGGGGCCUGGUGGGGCAGUUGUUCUGUGACUUUGGGGAGGACUUCACGGUUCAGGACCAAACAGAGGAGGAGCCCCUGACAGCUGCCAUCCAGCACAUCUCCCAGGGCUCCCCGGGCGUUCUCACUCUGAGAAACGCGGCCCAGGCCCACUACUUCCGCCAGGUGGGCUCGGUGACUUUCUCGGGGAUUGAGGGCAUGAGCGAGCUCAACGGCUGUGCGCCCCGGCCCAUCCGCGUGCAGGAGGACGGGACCUUGGAGAUUGGGGACACAGCGACUUUCUCCUGUUAUGUCCGUGGCGGAGCUGUCACUGAGGUCAAGAGACCCACGGCUGUGAGCCACGCGCCCCUGGACGCAGCCCUGCUGCAGCCCCGCGUGGUGGCCCAGAGUCCCCAGGAAGCUCGCCGCGCCCGCUGCCUGCACCAGGCCUUCCGUGCGCUGCACAGGUUCCGGCAGCUCAGAGCCCACCCGCCCCGGCCCUGGGAUCUGGCCGAUGCAGAGGAGGUGGUACGCCUGGCCCAGGCCCUGGAACCCCUGAGGGGGGCAGAGGGAGAGCGAGAGGGAGAGCCGUGGGAGGAGCCGCUGGAUGAAGCGCUGGUGCGGACCGUCGCCCUGAGCAGUGCCGGUGUCUUGAGCCCCAUGGCAGCCAUGCUGGGCGCAGUGGCCGCCCAGGAGGUGCUGAAGGCUCUCUCCAGGAAGUUCCUGCCCCUGGACCAGUGGCUGUAUUUUGAUGCCCUUGACUGCCUCCCGGAAAAUGGGGAGCUCCUUCCCAGCCCUGAGGCCUGCGCACCGAGAGGCUGCCGCUACGACGGGCAGAUCGCGGUGUUUGGGGCUGGUUUUCAGGAGCAGCUGAGCCACCAGCACUACCUCCUGGUGGGUGCUGGUGCUAUUGGCUGUGAGCUGCUCAAAGGCUUCGCCCUCGUGGGCCUGGGGGCUGGGGCCGGCGGGGGCGUGACCGUGGCCGACAUGGACCACGUGGAGCGCUCCAACCUCAGCCGGCAAUUCCUCUUCAGGGCCCAGGACGUUGGGCGUCCUCUGCUUUCUUCUCAGAGGCCCAAGGCAGAGGCGGCUGCGGAGGCCGCUCGCCACCUGAACCCAGACCUGCAGGUGACCCCGCUCACCCACGCUCUGGAUCCCAUGACAGAGCACUGCUACGGGGACAGCUUCUUCUCCCGCGUGGACGGUGUGGCGGCCGCCCUGGACAGUUUCCAGGCCCGGCGCUAUGUGGCUGCUCGCUGCGCCCACUACCUGAAGCCGCUGCUGGAGGCGGGCACGCAGGGCACCUGGGGCAGCGCCUCCGUGUUUGUGCCCCACGUGACUGAGGGCUACAGGGCUCCGGCCUCCGCUGCUGCCCCCGGGGACGCCCCCUACCCUGUCUGCACCGUGAGGCACUUCCCCAGCACUGCGGAGCACACCUUGCAGUGGGCCCGGGAGGAGUUCGAGUGGCUCUUCUGCUUGUCUGCCGAGACCAUCAACUGCCACCAGCGGGCCCCGCUGCAGACGGUGGGUGUCCUGAGACACCGUCCACGGAGCUGGCAGGACUGCGUGGUGUGGGCCCUCGGCCACUGGCAGCUGUGCUUCGGCUACGGCAUCGCGCAGCUGCUCAGGCGCCACCCCCCUGACAAAGUGCUUAAGGAUGGAACGCGUUUCUGGUCGGGUCCCAGGCAGUGUCCUCAGCCCUUGGAGUUUGAUGCCAGUCAAGACACGCACCUCCUCUACGUGCUGGCGGCGGCCAAUCUGUACGCUCAGAUGCACGGGCUGCCGGGCUCACGGGACCCGUCUGCGCUCAGGGAAAUGCUGGAGCUGCUGCCGCGGCCUGACCCCCAGCACCUGGACCCCAUCCUUUCCGGUGACCUGGCUUCCCCUGAGCUGGACCCCCAGCAGGAGGCGCAGCUGCACGAAGCCCUGCCAGACUGGAGCGAGGGCUCCCCCCUGGAGCCGCUGAGGUUUGAGAAGGACGAUGACAGCAACUUCCACAUGGACUUUGUGACGGCGGCAGCAAGCCUGCGGGCUCAGAACUAUGGGAUCCCGGCGGCCACCCGAGCCCAGAGCAAGCGGAUCGUGGGCCAGAUCAUCCCAGCCAUCGCCACCACCACAGCGGCUGUGGCGGGCCUGCUGGGCCUGGAGCUCUUUAAGGUGGUGGGCGGCCCCCGGCCCCGCAGUGCCUUCCGCCACAGCUACCUGCGCCUGGCCGAGAACUACUACAGCCGCUAUGUGCCCUGCGCCCCCGCCCUCCAGAGGUUCCACCACCUGACCUGGACCUGCUGGGACCGCCUGAAGGUGCCCGCUGGGCAGCCCGAGAGGACCCUCCAGUCACUCCUGGCCCAUCUCCAGGAGCAACAUGGGCUGCGGGUGAACAUGCUGCUGCUGGGCAAGGCCCUGCUCUACUCGGCGGGAUGGUCGCCUGAAAAGCAGGCCCAGCGCCUGGGCCUCAGGGUGACAGAGCUGGCACAGCAGGUGACAGGCCGGCGGGUGCCCGAGCCUGGGCAGUGGGUGCUGGCCCUGGAGCUCGGCUGUGAGGGCGAGGAGGACGGCACCGCUUUCCCGCCCCUACACUACGAGCUGGGACCUGGCAGCGGCUGCUCUACCCCAUCGGGCCCUGUGCGGGGCCCACAGUAGGUGCUCAAUAAACGCUGCUGCCCUAGCUGGUUUGGCUCAGUGGAUAGAGCGUCGGCCUGCGGACUGAAGGGUCCCAGGUUUGAUUCCAGUCAAGGGCAUGUACCUUGGUUGCGGGCACAUCCCCAGUUGGGGGUGUGCAGGAGGCAGCUGAUGGAUGUUUCUCUUUCAUCAAUGUUUCUAACUCUCUAUCCCUCUCCCUUCCUCUCUA